AGAUGGCGGCCGCGUCAGUUUGGGGCAUCUCCGCGGUCCGGCCCGAGGCCUCGGGAUCCCGGCUGUCUUCCUCCCCGAUUCUUUCUACUAAUCCAGAUACUUGUUGAAGUGCUGACUAGUUUCUUGGGGAAAGAUGUGAAGGAAGAGUUGAGAUUCAUAGACUGGUGAGCAGAGAUUGCGGAGGACAAAAUAGCCAGCACUCCUCCGGCAUAAGAUGCUUUUUUCUUUUUUUUUGGUCCCUUUUGCUGGGAAGCUGGAAAUGAGAUGUAUGGAGUUCUUACAACUUUAUGAAGAGACUGAUGUGUGGUGCUAUUGGGAAGUUUGAAGAUAUCUCAAAUAAUCAGUUGUUUUGGUUUCUAAGGUAAAAGUGGGAAGUCAUUCUAUUUUGUGAAAGGAGGAAGGACUCAGGCAAGAAAACUUGUAUGCUAUGGUUAACUGGUUCUCAGCCUCCGAGAAUCUUGUUUUCCAUUGUGUAAAACUUACUCAGCAUCAGGAUAAGGGAUAACGACUCUAUGGAUAUACAGAAUCCUUCACCAUGGUAAAACUCGCUAACCCGCUGUACACGGAGUGGAUUUUGGAGGCCAUCAAAAAAGUGAAAAAGCAGAAACAGCGACCUUCGGAAGAAAGGAUAUGCAAUGCAGUGUCUUCAUCCCAUGGCUUGGAUCGCAAGACUGUCUUGGAACAGUUGGAGUUGAGUGUUAAAGAUGGAACAAUUUUAAAGGUCUCAAACAAAGGACUCAAUUCCUAUAAAGAUCCUGAUAAUCCUGGGCGAAUAGCACUUCCUAAACCUCGAAACCAUGGGAAAUUGGAUAAUAAACAAAAUGUGGAUUGGAAUAAAUUGAUCAAGCGGGCAUUUGAGGGCUUGGCAGAGUCUGGUGGCUCAACUUUGAAAAGUAUUGAACGCUUUUUGAAAGGUCAGAAGGAUGUGUCUGCAUUAUUUGGAGGCAGUGCUGCCUCUGGCUUUCACCAGCAAUUACGAUUGGCUAUCAAGCGGGCUGUUGGCCAUGGCAGACUCCUUAAGGAUGGACCUCUGUAUCGGCUCAACACUAAAGCAGCCGGUGCUGAUGGGAAGGAGAGCUGUGAGUCUCUUUCCUGCUUACCUCCAGUGUCACUGCUUCCCCAUGAAAGAGAUAAGCCGGUUGCUGAACCAAUCCCCAUCUGCAGUUUCUGUCUUGGCACAAAAGAGCAAAACCGAGAAAAAAAGCCUGAGGCACUUGUCUCCUGCGCAGACUGCGGCAACAGUGGUCAUCCGUCUUGCUUAAAGUUUUCCCCAGAACUAACUGUUAGAGUGAAGGCCUUACGGUGGCAGUGCAUUGAGUGUAAAACAUGCAGCUCCUGUCGUGAUCAAGGCAAAAAUGCAGAUAACAUGCUCUUUUGUGAUUCAUGUGACCGAGGUUUUCACAUGGAAUGUUGUGAUCCACCACUCACACGGAUGCCCAAAGGUAUGUGGAUAUGUCAAAUAUGCCGACCUAGGAAAAAAGGACGGAAACUUCUACAAAAGAAGGCAGCACAGAUAAAACGGCGCUAUGCUAACCCAAUAGGACGUCCAAAAAACAGGUUAAAGAAACAAAACACGGUCUCAAAAGGUUCCUUCAGCAAAGUUCGGACUGGCCCUGGAAGGGGCCGGAAACGCAAAACCACUCUCUCCAGCCAAUCAGCAUCAUCAUCAGAAGAAGGUUACUUAGAGCGAAUAGAUGGUUUGGACUUUUGCAGAGAUGGCAACGCCCCCUUGAAAUUUAACAGGAAAACCAAAGGGCUCAUUGACGGCCUUACCAAAUUCUUCACCCCUUCUCCUGACGGACGGAAAGCCCGUGGGGAAGUGGUAGACUAUUCUGAGCAAUACCGAGCCAGGAAAAAGGGCAGCAGAAAAUCAAGCACCUCCGACUGGCCCACAGACAAUCAGGAUGGAUGGGAUAGCAAACAAGAAUGUGAGGAGCGACUUUUCGGGAGCCAGGAAGUCAUGACUGAGAAAGAUAUGGAAUUAUUUCGUGAUAUCCAAGAACAAGCACUUCAGAAAGUUGGAGUGACUGGCCCCCCUGACCCACAAGUCCGCUGUCCCUCUAUCAUUGAGUUUGGGAAGUAUGAAAUUCACACCUGGUACUCCUCCCCAUACCCUCAAGAAUACUCAAGGUUGCCUAAAUUGUAUCUUUGUGAGUUCUGUCUAAAAUAUAUGAAAAGUAGAACUAUUCUACAGCAGCACAUGAAGAAAUGUGGUUGGUUCCACCCUCCUGCCAAUGAGAUUUACCGAAAGAAUAAUAUUUCUGUCUUUGAGGUUGAUGGGAAUGUGAGUACCAUUUAUUGUCAAAAUUUGUGUCUCUUGGCAAAGUUGUUUCUUGACCACAAAACACUCUAUUAUGACGUGGAGCCAUUUCUUUUUUAUGUGCUGACACAGAAUGACGUCAAGGGCUGCCAUCUUGUUGGCUACUUUUCUAAAGAAAAGCACUGCCAACAGAAAUACAAUGUCUCCUGUAUAAUGAUUCUUCCCCAAUAUCAACGUAAGGGCUACGGCAGGUUUCUCAUCGAUUUCAGUUAUUUAUUGUCAAAACGUGAAGGCCAAGCAGGGUCUCCUGAGAAACCACUAUCAGAUCUAGGUCGUCUUUCCUACAUGGCUUAUUGGAAAAGUGUAAUAUUGGAGUGCCUUUAUCAUCAAAAUGACAAACAAAUCAGCAUUAAGAAAUUAAGCAAGUUAACUGGAAUCUGCCCUCAAGACAUUACUUCUACUCUCCACCGCCUGCGAAUGCUGGACUUGCGUAGUGACCAAUUUGUGAUUAUCCGCCGGGAAAAACUUAUCCAGGAUCACAUGGCAAAACUGCAGUUGAACUUGCGACCUGUGGAUGUGGAUCCAGAGUGUUUGCGCUGGACCCCAGUCAUCGUCUCUAACUCUGUUGUCUCAGAGGAGGAGGAAGAAGAUGCUGAUGAUGGAGAGAAAGAAGAGCUGCAGUGCCAGGAAAGAGAAUUAGAGAGCAGUGUAAGGACCAGAAAAGCCAUGUCUCAGGAGAGCAAAGAACAAGACCCCUAUCCUUUGGACAGUGAAAAGAAACCAGAAGUUACACCUCCAGCUGGUUCCACCCGUUCGAACAAACAGGCCCUUCCUGGGGAUAGUCUUCCUGCAAAUAGCCAGCCACCUAGGAGAGGACGCUGUGCAAGGAAGAACCGGAAGACCCAGGAACGCUUUGGUGAUAAGGAUUCCAAGCUGCUCUUGGAUGAGACAUCAUCAACUCCUCAGGAACAAUAUGGAGAAUGUGAGGAAAAGUCAGAACCCUCCCAAGAACAGUACACUGAAAGGGAAGAACAUUUGACAACCUCUCAUGUGCCGACCAGCUUGGACGGGAAGCCCGACAUUCCCAAAAGAAGAUUAAGUGAGGGCAUUGAGCUAUGGCGGGGACAGCUAAAGAAAAGCCCUGAGACCCUGAAGUGCAGAUUGCCAGAAGGAAAUGAUAGACUGCCUCGUUGCUAUAGUGAGGGGGACAGGGCUGUUCUCAGGGGUUUCAGUGAAAGCAGUGAGGAGGAAGAAGAGCCAGAGAGUCCCCGGUCAGACUCCCCUCCAGUUCUCACAAAGCCCACACUGAAGCGCAAGAAACCAAUUCUUCACCGAAGAAGAAGAGUUCGUAAGCGCAAACACCACAACAGCAGUGUAGUAACAGAAACUAUCUCUGAGACCACUGAAGUGCUAGAUGAACCUUUUGAAGACUCCGACUCUGAGAGGCCAAUGCCAAGGCUGGAGCCCACGUUCGAGAUUGACGAAGAGGAGGAGGAAGAGGAUGAGAAUGAGCUCUUCCCUAGAGUAUACUUCCAUCGCUUGUCCUCUCAGAAUGUCCUCAGGUGUCGGUCCUCUUCUAAGAGGCAGUCUAAAGAUGAGGAGGAAGAUGAGGAGUCUGAUGAUGCAGAUGACACUCCUGUCCUAAAGCCAGUAUCUUUCUUGCGAAAAUGUGAUGUGAACAGUUCCCCACUUGAGCCAGAUACAUCCACGCCUAUGAAAAAGAAAAAGGGAUGGCCCAAAGGCAAGAGUCGAAAACCCAUCCACUGGAAGAAAAGACCUGGACGUAAACCAGGAUUUAAGUUGAACCAAGAAAUUAUAGCUGUUUCUACACAAGAAUGCAUUGUUGAGCCAAUAGUCCCCAUUCUAAAACCUGGACGUAAACCCAGAACUCAAGAGCAUGAAGAAACUGCUGAGCCAAAAGAGGACUUGCCCUCACUGGAAGAAAGGAAGGAGGAGGAGAUGCAUAUGGAGGCAGAUGAGGCUGAAGAAGAGGACACAACUGGCAGUGACCUUAGAGCCACUUCUCCAGUGGACAGCAACAACAGUCCUGAUGCUGAAGUGAAGGAGCCCGAGGAGGAGGAGGAGAAAGCUUGUGUCUUAGAAGAGCAGAGGCACUCAGAGGAAGAGCCACCGGAGCUGGAAGAGCAGGAGCAGGAGGAAGAAGAUGAAGUGGCUGCAGAGGCAAACCAGAAUGAAGACCAUGAUGCAGAUGAUGAGGAUGAUGGUCAUCUGGAGUCUACCAAGACAAAGGAGCCAGAAGAGCAGCCAGUGAAAGACAGCAAGGAGGAGCUUAGUACUCAGGAAUCUUUUUUAGACGCUAGCAUGCAGAACAGCACGGAGAAUAUGAAGGAUAAAGAUGAAACUGAACUGGAUUCUGAAGAGGAACAGCCUUCCCAUGAGACAUCCGUGUUGUCAGAGCACAUGCCAGGGUCUGAAGAUGAUCACGAGGAAGACUCGAACACGAAGGAAGAGUUAAUUGAGCUCAAGGAGGAGGAAGAGAUUCCACAUAGUGAACUGGACCUAGAAACUGUACAGGCAGUGCAGUCUUUGACUCAAGAAGAAAGUGGGGAGCAUGAGGGCGCCUACCAGGACUGUGAAGAAACUCUUGCGGCGUGCCAGACCCUGCAGAGUUACACCCAGGCAGAAGAGGACCCUCAGAUGUCAAUGGUUGAAGACUGUCACACUUCAGAUCAUAACAGCCCAAUAUCCUCUGUUCCAUCUCACCCUAGCCAAUCAGUUCGCUCAGUCAGCAGCCCCAACGUGCCUGCCCUAGAGAGUGGCUACACGCAGAUCAGCCCGGAACAAGGAUCCCUGUCCGCACCUUCUAUGCAGAACAUGGAGACCAGCCCCAUGAUGGAUGUGCCUUCCGUAUCAGAUCACUCUCAGCAGGUGGUCGACAGUGGCUUCAGUGAUCUGGGCAGCAUCGAGAGCACCACAGAGAACUACGAGAACCCGAGCAGCUAUGAUUCCACUAUGGGGAGCAGCAUUUGUGGGAAUAACUCCUCCCAGAGCAGCUGCUCCUAUGGUGGGUUGUCGUCCUCGAGCAGCCUUACCCAGAACAGUUGUGUCGUCACUCAGCAAAUGGCAAGCAUAGGCAGUAGCUGCAGCAUGCUGCAACAGAACCCUGUCCAGCCUGCUACCAACUGCAAUAUCAAGUCACCUCAGACCUGUGUGGUGGAGAGGCCUCCCAGUAACCAGCAGCAGCCGCCGCCACCGCCACCACCGCCACCACAACAGCAGCAGCAGCAGCAGCAACCAGCACCACAGCCUCCCCAGCCUCAGCCACAGCCACAGCAGCAGCCACCGCCACCGCCACAGUCACAGCAGCCACCACCACCACAGCCGCAGCAGCCUCAGCCCCCUCCCCCGCCCCAGCAGCAGCCCCCUCUGUCACAGUGUAGUAUGAACAACAGUUUCACUGCAGCCCCGAUGAUCAUGGAGAUACCAGAAUCUGGAAGCACUGGGAACAUAAGUAUCUACGAGAGGAUUCCGGGGGAUUUUGGUGCUGGCAGCUACUCCCAACCGUCAGCCACCUUCAGUCUCGCUAAGUUGCAGCAACUGACUAACACCAUUAUGGACCCUCAUGCCAUGCCUUAUAGCCAUUCUCCUGCUGUGACUUCCUAUGCAACCAGUGUUUCUCUGUCUAACACGGGACUGGCUCAGCUAGCUCCAUCUCAUCCCUUAGCUGGGACUCCUCAAGCACAAGCAACCAUGACACCGCCCCCCAACUUGGCAUCUACUACCAUGAACCUCACGUCACCUCUGUUGCAGUGCAACAUGUCUGCCACCAACAUCGGCAUUCCUCACACUCAGAGGUUGCAAGGGCAGAUGCCAGUCAAGGGGCAUAUUUCCAUCCGUUCCAAGUCUGCACCCUUGCCCUCUGCAGCUGCACACCAGCAGCAGCUGUAUGGCCGCAGCCCACCAACGGUUGCCAUGCAAACUGGCCCUCGUGCAUUGGCUGUGCAGCGUGGUAUGAACAUGGGGGUUAAUUUAAUGCCAACUCCUGCCUAUAAUGUCAAUUCCAUGAAUAUGAACACCUUGAAUGCCAUGAACAGCUAUCGAAUGACACAGCCUAUGAUGAACAGCAGUUACCAUAGUAACCCUGCCUACAUGAACCAGACAGCACAGUAUCCUAUGCAGAUGCAGAUGGGAAUGAUGGGGAGCCAGGCAUAUACCCAGCAGCCUAUGCAGCCAAACCCUCACGGAAACAUGAUGUACACUGGCCCCUCCCAUCACAGCUACAUGAAUGCUGCUGGCGUCCCCAAGCAGUCACUUAAUGGCCCUUACAUGAGAAGAUGAGCAAGAUGAACUUGCAGUUAAAACUUAAAUAUAUAUAUAAAUAAAGGAACAUUUUAUACUGACAAACCAGAGAAAAAUGGACCUUUUUUCCAGUUAAAAUAUUGGUGUAGACUUAGAGGAAAUUUUCUUUGGUUUAUUUUAUUUUUUAGAAAACUUGAUCUCUUUUUGGGUUCAAUUUUGUUUUGGGUUUUGGUUUUCUUCACAGUCUUGAACAUUUUACAGUAGAUAUUCAUCUAACAAUGGAUUUGGGGAUAGGAGAAACAUGCACAAAAUCUUUUCAUAAUUAAAGAGCCUUACUUUCUUUAUAUACCACAUGGACAGAAUUUGUGUAAAAGUGGAUUAUUGUUAUUUUAUUUUUAAAUGUAUGUUUCCCCUCACUGUUUGCAGCUCCCAGUGUUGUCAUUUUUAAAUGUUAUAUAUACAUCUCGAAGGUCAACCAGACCCUUUGCUCCAAGCCCAACCUUUCAUUUCCUACUCAUUCCAGCAGGAGGCACUUAGGGGAAACUAGGACAGGGACAUGGAGAGCAAGCCAAGCUCCUUCAACUUAAUGUCACUGUUAAGAUUAUUAUUACUAAAGUGAGGCAGGAAAAUGCUUCCCUCCACUCCCUUUACACACACAACUCUUGAAACCUUUCCCCAAGAAUGUUUCUUUCUAAACGGACUUCAUUGAAAUCUCUUUUCUUGAAUCAAGUGUAAUAUAAAUCUUUUUUAAAUAUUCCCUCAGCACUCAGAGACACAAAAAUACUGUAAGUCUCACUUAACAGCAGAAUCUCAGAGGAAAGCUGUUUGCAAUCCUAAUCCAGCCUUUGGAGAAAUACAGAUGGUUAAUUAACAAUCAAAAGGAGGAAAUAAGCCUCUUGUUUUUUUUACCACCUGGUGAAUCAGCCAUAACACACAUCCUCCACCCACCUCUUGUGUUUAGUAUGUACUUUGAAAUGCCAACUAAGGGUCGCCACGCUUCAUCUUUGACUGAUAAAUGCCUGUCACGUUCUUCCAUACAGUCUCUAGAGGAUGACUAGUCAGGACUUUAGAAAAUGCCUGACAACCUUCAACACUGUUACUUUAUGCUGGAGAGAGGAUGCAGAAUAUGUUCAAAGGGAGGUCAGAGUGUGAGUUUUAUGGCGACUUAAGUGAGACACACCUCUAACUUUCAUUGCUCUUGAGACCCUGAGUUCACCCUGUAAGACAGAGUGCGCCAGCCCCUCUCCUAUGAGUCACUCGUGAGCAGGAGAGACCACCACCAGCAUAGUAGGGCACAUCUGGACAGCAGGACUUCAGGAGGCUCAUAUGUUACUCCCAACCCAUUCUCUCUUCUCUUAGGCAACCUGUUCACCCAUUCUCUUCCUAUUACUCCAGGGAUAGGUAAAAAAUAUAUAUAUAUAUAUAUACAUAUAUAUAUAUGUACGUGUAUAUAUAUAUAUAUAUAUAUUUCCAUCAUUAGAAGAUGGAAACUAUUAUACCACUUGGUAUGUGCAGUCAAAUAUCCAAAAGGGGGAAAUACUGCUUAAAGAAAUACCUGUAAGCAUAAAUUCUCUCCUUUAUUUGUAUAUUUUAUAUAGAUAAAUUUUUAAAGUACUAAUUAGGCAUUAAAUUUUUUCAAAUGCACAAGUUUGUUGGUUUUUUUACACACUUUAAUCGGCUUUCUCAAUUAAGUGUGUUAGGUAGAAAGCAGAAUUUCACACCUUACCGCUGUCAACUCCAAGCAUGUGCAAGGCUGUGUAGGACCCAGUUUCUCUGUAUAUACUGUUGCAGUUCCCAAUCAUCCUGUAGAACGUGCACUGUGCUGCCCUCUCUACAUCUUCAGCUAUGUCAUUGCUUCCUGGAUGGGACGGG
Messenger RNA from Jaculus jaculus (lesser Egyptian jerboa), 8392 nucleotides. RefSeq names its product lysine acetyltransferase 6A (gene Kat6a). The coding region runs from base 536 to 6559 and encodes 2007 amino acids. Gene Ontology annotation, biological process: nucleosome assembly; regulation of DNA-templated transcription. The transcript is spliced from 18 exons. Gene Ontology annotation, cellular component: MOZ/MORF histone acetyltransferase complex; nucleosome. The record is from RefSeq and is a predicted model, not a curated record. Gene Ontology annotation, molecular function: histone acetyltransferase activity; DNA binding. Lineage: Eukaryota; Metazoa; Chordata; Mammalia; Rodentia; Dipodidae.